UUCAUGGGGUCCGAAAAGACUAAAGGCAUUUUAGCCUAUCCUUGGCUACACGUCCUCUCAAAGUUUUCAACCAAUGAAUCAUCCGUGUUUUUAUCAGUUUUGUGCCUCAAAUCCAAAACGACUGAGCAAACUUGACUUGGAAUUCUACGCAUUUUCAUUGAACCACUUUUCGUGGUGUCACAUUAUACAAUAUUCGAUCCAUACAUCCUGGGACCACGAGUAUUCUCCUGAACCAAAACAAAUUAUAUUUUAGGUAUGGAAAAAAUUCCUCCAUGACAAAUAAUCCAUUUACAAUAUGACUUAGCACAUCACAUAGUAAAAAAAAAAAAAAAAAAACACUUGAAAAUAAUAAUAAUAAAUUACUUAGAUGUACAGAAAAAUUAGUUUAUUUGGCAAGCCUAAAGCCACUGGGAUCCCUAAUUGCACGUGGAAUACAGGUUCUUCUGUCGUAGUUCCUACUUCUCCUUUCAUAUAUCGGAAAGGCUUCCCCGCCCAAACUUCGGCUUCCCCGACUCUCUCUGUGCUUCUACAAAAAGACGCAACGCUGCUAAGAGACGAAUCAAAAGUUUCGUAACUCCCAAUUAACACAAACCAGUCUCUCCCAAUCCAACGGUCCUAACCCCUCCCCCUAGCUCCAACCCGCCCAUCCACCCUCUUAUCACAACCGUCCGUUACAGAAAAACCUUGUCCUUUUCUGUGGCCACCCUAGCGUUUAUCUCCCCACCCACAUUUAAAAAUGGCAAUGUUGGUACCUUCGUGGCUUGAAUCAUUGUUGUCGACAGCCUUCUUCUCCAUCUGCCGGUGGCACAAAGAUGGUCCGAGAGGCGAAUGCAACAUGUACUGCUUAGAUUGCAACAAUGGCGCAUUCUGCUCUUAUUGUAAAUCAUCAAGACACAAAGAUCACCAAGUAAUUCAGAUCAGACGGUCGUCGUAUCACGAUGUUGUGAGGGUGUCUGAGAUUCAGAAGGUGUUAGACAUCAGUGGAGUUCAGACUUAUGUGAUAAACAGUGCGAGAGUGUUGUUUCUUAACCAGAGACCUCAGCCUAAAACAGCCGUUAAAGGGGGCUCACAUAUCUGUGAAAUAUGUACGAGAUGUCUCUGGGAUCCUGUUCGUUUUUGUUCAUUGGGAUGCAAGCUUGAGGGACUAAAGAAGAAGGGGGUGUUAAAUGAGAUCAGUGCAUCAGUAUGCACAUGCAGUGCAGAUUCCUUGUCGGCAAGCAUGGGAUGA
This is a messenger RNA of Pyrus x bretschneideri (Chinese white pear), 1228 nucleotides long. RefSeq names its product protein RGF1 INDUCIBLE TRANSCRIPTION FACTOR 1-like. Bases 737 to 1228 code for a protein of 163 amino acids. Lineage: Eukaryota; Viridiplantae; Streptophyta; Magnoliopsida; Rosales; Rosaceae. The transcript has 4 exons. The record is from RefSeq and is a predicted model, not a curated record.